Messenger RNA from Rattus rattus (black rat), 1185 nucleotides. Its product is annotated as elongation factor Tu-like. The coding region runs from base 1 to 1185 and encodes 394 amino acids. Gene Ontology annotation, cellular component: cytosol. NCBI's taxonomy places the organism in Eukaryota, Metazoa, Chordata, Mammalia, Rodentia, Muridae. The transcript has a single exon. The record is from RefSeq and is a predicted model, not a curated record. Gene Ontology annotation, molecular function: GTP binding; translation elongation factor activity; GTPase activity. Gene Ontology annotation, biological process: translational elongation.
AUGUCAAAAGAGAAAUUUGAUCGUUCUAAGGACCAUAUUAAUGUUGGUACCAUCGGACAUAUUGAUCAUGGUAAAACAACUUUAACAGCAGCCAUUUGUACCGUUUCUGCUAAACAAGGUUUGGCUGAAGCAAGAGACUAUGCUUCUAUUGAUAAAGCUCCUGAAGAGAGAGCUAGGGGAAUUACGAUCAAUACUUCACAUGUUGAAUAUGAAACUCAAACAAGACAUUAUGCUCAUGUCGACUGUCCGGGACAUUCUGACUAUAUUAAAAAUAUGAUCACUGGUGCAGCUCAAAUUGAUGCUGCUAUUCUUGUAGUUUCUGCUACUGAUGGUACUAUGCCUCAAACAAGGGAACAUAUUCUUCUGGCUAGACAGGUUGGAGUUGAAAGGAUGGUUGUUUUCUUGAAUAAGUGUGACAUGGUUGAAGAUCCUGAAAUGCAAGAUCUUGUUGAAAUGGAGGUGAGGGAUCUUUUAACUUCUUAUGGAUAUGAUGGUGCAAACACACCAGUUAUUAAGGGUUCUGCUUUAAGAGCUCUUGAGGGAGAAGCAAAAUAUGAGGAGUCUAUUGUUAAUCUUCUUAAGUGCCUUGAUGAAUAUAUUCCUUUGCCGGUUAGGGAAGUGGAUAAACCGUUUCUUCUUUCAAUUGAGGAUGUUUUAACUAUUACAGGUAGAGGUACGGUUGUUACAGGUAGAUGUGAAAGGGGUACUCUUAAAGUUAAUGAUGAGGUUGAAAUUGUUGGUCUUAAAGAAACUUCAAAAGCAGUUGUUACAGGUAUUGAGAUGUUUAGAAAACCUCUUGAUGAGGUUCUUGCUGGAGAUAAUGCGGGUAUUCUGCUUAGGGGUGUUAAUAAGGACGAGGUUUCUAGAGGUCAGGUUUUAGCAAAACCUAAAUCUAUUACUCCUCAUAAGAAAUUUAAGGCUCAGAUUUAUGCUUUGAAAAAAGAAGAGGGAGGUAGACAUACAGCCUUUGCUAAGGGAUAUAAGCCUCAAUUUUACUUUAGAACAACGGAUGUAACGGGUACUAUUGAUCUUGCUGAAGGUGCUGAAAUGGUUAUGCCUGGUGAUAAUGCUGAAAUUAUCGUAGAACUUAUAAAUGUGGUUGCUAUAGAAAAAGGUUCUAAAUUUUCUAUUAGAGAAGGUGGUAAAACAAUUGGAGCUGGUACAGUUGUAGAUAUUAUUGAAUAG